AUGAGUGAAUUGGUUGCCUUAUUUGCACCUGAACCAAUCAAAUUAAUGAUUGACCCAACACGAUAUGUAAUAAUCCCAAGACCAAUUACUAUUCAAUUUCAUAAAUUAAAAUCAUAUUUUCAAAAAGAUCCAAUUGCUACAUUUCAAGUUGUUGCAGCAUUAGUAAGAGAACAAAGAAGAGAAGAAGCACAAAAAUUUCUUUUAGAAAUAAUGACAAAUAGUUCAUUAACACAAUUAAGUCAAUCAAUAGAACGAUAUUUUUAUUUAAUUAUUGGGUCAUUAAAUGCAUAUACAGGAAAUGAACAAAAUAACAAAAUAUGUCAUGAAUAUCUUGAGAAGUCAAAACGAUUUGGAGAUAAUGAAUUUACUGAAUGUGUUUAUGGAUUUAAUGCAUUUUAUUCUAAAAAACCUUGUAAAGAUUACUUUAAACGUGCAUUAGAAUUAAAUAAAAAUUAUGCACCAGCAUUAAUUGGUCUUGCAUUAUGUGAAUUAAAAGAUCACAAAGAUGGAGUUGCAUUAUCUUAUUUUAUUCAAGCACUUAAAAAACAACCAACAAAUGUAAGUAUUAGGUGUGGUAUUGGUAGAAUAUAUUAUUCUCAAAAAGAAAUUAAAUUAGCAAUUCGAUGUUAUGAAAGUGCAUUAGUUCUUGAUACUAUUUGUAUUGAUGCAUUAAUAAAUCUUUCAAGAAUAUAUUGGGAUAUUAGAACUCCACAAACAGUUAAAAGAGCAUUAGAAUUAGCUAAUAGAGCAUUAAUGAUUGAUAAUAAAUGUGCACCAGCAGCUAUAGUACUUUGUGAAGCAGCAAUGAAAUGUAAUAAUUAUAAAGUAGCUUCAGAAUUUGCAAAUAUUGCAAUCAAUUAUGGAAAUGAACAAGAAAAGAUUUAUGGACAUUUUACUUUAGGAAGAAUUGCUCAUCAAAAACAAGAUUUCAUAAAAGCAAAAGAAGAGUAUAAUAUCGCUUAUUUAUCUGAUAAUAAAUGUACUUUCCCUGCAUUACAUUAUAGAAUGGCACAAGUUUUAUUUAGAGAAAAAAAUUAUAUUCAAGUCGAAAAAAUUUUAAUGAACUGUUUAAAAUAUAACGGUGGUGAUUUCGAUGUUUUAAAGUUACUUGGAUUCACUGAAUUAAAACUUAAUAAAAUUAAUGAAACGAUUGAAUAUUUGGAAAAGGCUUCUGUUUUUAAAAUUGAUUAUAAAAUUGAAUUAAUUGUUUCUUCUUUAUUAGAAGAAAAACAGCCAAAACCACUCUUCAAGUAUUGUCAAAUAGCUAAAAUAUUUAUUUGUUAUUAUUUUAUAAUAUAUUAUUGA
Entamoeba dispar SAW760 is the source of this 1305-nucleotide messenger RNA. RefSeq names its product O-linked N-acetylglucosamine transferase, ogt, putative. The transcript has a single exon. The record is from RefSeq and is a predicted model, not a curated record. Bases 1 to 1305 code for a protein of 434 amino acids. Gene Ontology annotation, molecular function: RNA polymerase II complex binding. Gene Ontology annotation, cellular component: Cdc73/Paf1 complex. NCBI's taxonomy places the organism in Eukaryota, Evosea, Mastigamoebida, Endamoebidae. Gene Ontology annotation, biological process: regulation of DNA-templated transcription.